UCCUCGGUGCACGGUCCACCUGGUGUGCGAUCGGCAGAAUGGGCGCUAACCAGCAGGAACAGCAUCAUGUGAUCGAUGUUCCUGCCUCGGCGCUAGAGCUCACGACAUACUGCAACGACAGGCAACGACUCGGACCACACUCGCACUGACAGAGGCAGGGACUCUGUGUUCUGCUCUCAACAAAGGCAGCAAAUUCUCGUAGCAGGCAUCAUGCAAGCUCUGAGACUGUGUACCCGGCGACGUGUCUGUAGCUUCACGGCCGACCUCCCUCGACGCACUUUGUCUGUUUUGCCUUCUGGGUCUUCCUCUUCCUCAUCAUCUCCCAAACCCUUACCAUGGUUUGUGGACCCCUCUGGCCUACCAACAUCCUCUCGACAGUCUCGCUCCGCCCCGCCUCAUGUACGGCCAUCGCUCCAGGCUCAGCAUCCGCCGCUCCCGGCUGACGUCCCGCCAGAAAGCCCCAUUGCUCAGCUUCAUGCUGCACUGAGCACAUCGCCGCAUCUCGAGCCAGGCAUGCUCCGCGUGCGCGAGCCGAUCCCAACGGCUCUGGGUCCCGCUCUGCCGGAUAGUCAGCCCAAGGGGCGACGAAAGCGCGGACGCUCAUACGCGGGCGAGGGUGUCUACGACCACACAGGCGGCGUGUGGAGCUGGGUAGUGGUAGCGCAGGUGAAGGAGGGCACAGAAGAUCGGGGCGCGAUCGAGUCCGUGGUGAGAGUAGUCCGGAAAGUUCUUCUGACCUCCCAGCCGCCUCUGCCGCUCCCCCCGAACUCCAAACGCAGAGCGAACGGCGGGUGGGCCAUGAUCGACGCUGGCGACUUCGCGGUGCAUAUCGUGAGCAAGGAGGCGCGAGAGAGGUUCUUCCCCGACGGCAGGCGCGAGUGGUAGACGGAGGACCGCUGUGUGCGUACCCGAUAGCUGCUUAUGUUUACGUGAUGGGUAUUGCUAUCACCUGUUGCCUAGUAUUGCGAGGUCUACUCGCCGAGGUGCGCAUGCCCUAUUGAUUGACCCCUGGACCGGCUUCGGUCGGUCAGGACUACAAGUUAGGAUAUACUAGCCUCGUUGCAGAAGCAGCCCCUUGGGUUUGCGCAAGUCCUGCAUGGCCGGCUCCAAAGCUGCGGCUGUUCAUUCCUAUGAGAUCCGUCGGAGUCUGGGAUGCGCGCUGGCUGCGUUC
This is a messenger RNA of Rhodofomes roseus, 1171 nucleotides long. RefSeq lists its product as uncharacterized. The record is from RefSeq and is a predicted model, not a curated record. Lineage: Eukaryota; Fungi; Basidiomycota; Agaricomycetes; Polyporales; Fomitopsidaceae. The coding region runs from base 211 to 885 and encodes 224 amino acids. The transcript has 3 exons.